AUGCCGAAAUACGCCAAAUUCCUCAAGGAGCUUCUAACCAAUACAAGGAAGAUGGAAGAAGUGAAGGAAGUGGUUCUUAAUGAGAAUUGCUCAGCUACCAUGUUGAACAAAUUACCAAAGAAGAAGGGUGACCCAGGAAGCUUAACAUUUCCUUGCCAAUUUGGGAAUUUGGCCACCAUUCAUGCUUUGGCCGAUUCGGGAGCAAGUGAAAAUCUCAUGCCAUAUUCAUUUUUCAAGAAGUUAGAUCUCCCGGAGCCGUGGCCAAUUCGAAUGGCAAUCCAAUUAGCAAAUAAAACGGUUAGAUUCCCAAGAGGAAUAUGUGAAGAUAUAUUGGUGAAGGUUGAUAUGUUCGAAUUCCCCGCGGACUUUAUAAUUUUAGACAUGGAAGCGGAUCCUCAAGUCCCGAUCAUCCUUGGAAGACCUUUCUUAACACCGCAAGCGCUAUAG
Molecule: messenger RNA, 447 nt
Organism: Lactuca sativa (garden lettuce)
Lineage: Eukaryota; Viridiplantae; Streptophyta; Magnoliopsida; Asterales; Asteraceae
Biological process (GO): proteolysis
Molecular function (GO): aspartic-type endopeptidase activity
Source: RefSeq, a predicted model, not a curated record